Molecule: messenger RNA, 4419 nt
Organism: Phasianus colchicus (ring-necked pheasant)
Lineage: Eukaryota; Metazoa; Chordata; Aves; Galliformes; Phasianidae
Source: RefSeq, a predicted model, not a curated record
ACAACGCUACCACCAGCAAUAAGCCCCUCUUGUUUGGAUUUUAUAAUGAAAGCAUAGUUGUUCCCAAGGAGAUUGAUAAAUUACAAAUGUAGGAAUUCUCUUUCCCUUUUUCAUUCCAAAGCGAGACCAAUAUUUUGCACUUCCAUAUUGCUUUAUCAGUUGAGAAAUAACCAUUUUACACAUUACUCUUCUUGUACCACAUGUUGAUGCCAAUAGUGAAAUGACGAUCUCGAUGGUGACACUAGAAACGCAGACAUUCCGCAUAUAUGGUCACAGGUACAACUUUCAAAUUUUAUUGGAGGUUUUGGUUCCUUCAGAUUUGAGAUUAUCUGUUGAUAAUGUCUAAAAAGGUGAACAAUAUUUCUAUUGGUUCCUUCAUAACGCUCAUGCUAGGAUGUGAACCUAUAUAUUUCCUCCUUCGUAGUUAUUUGUGAGGCAGAGAGAAACGCGUGCAGAGAGUUUGGGCUACAUAGUGCCUAACAAAGAGUUUUCAUCUGGCCACGGAAAGGAUGGCAAUGAAAGGAUGUCUUUCAGCUUUAGUGUUGUGGCUCCUUCUCCUCACCGUUCAGGUUUCCCUAGGGGACGAUGAAUUGAAGCUGAUAAAUGGAACUGGCCCCUGCUCAGGGAGAGUGGAAAUAAAACAUGAGGAUCAGUGGGGAACUGUGUGUGAUGGUGACUGGAAUAGAGAAGAUGCCGAGGUUGUUUGCAAGCAAGUUGGAUGUGGAUCUGCUGUUCAGGCCCUCAGCCGAGCUCCUUUUGGAGAAGGAUCUGGACCUACGUGGUUGUAUCGAGUAGAGUGCCGUGGUAAUGAAACUGCUCUCUGGAACUGUCCGCAUACAGGCUGGGAUGGCUUUACCUGCCCUCAUUAUUUUGAUGUUGGAGUGAUCUGCUCAGGUUUCUCAGGGCUGCAUCUGUCUGGAGGGGACACUGCCUGCUCAGGACACCUGAAAAUAAAGCAAGAAGAAACUUGGACUACGGUCUGUUACUCAUACAUUGAUUUCAAUGCUGCCUCUGUUAUAUGCAGUGAGCUAAGGUGUGGCCAGGCUGUGGAUGUCUUGAGAGGAGCUCACUUUAGAGGCACACAUGAAUUGAUCUGGCAAGAAAAGUUCCACUGUGUGGGGAAUGAGACUCACCUUGCACACUGUCCCAGGACGUUGCAGCACAGUAAGGUGUGCUCUCAUGAUGCUUAUGUUCUAUGUUCAGGCUAUGGCGGAUACAGGUUGUCAAAUGGCAGUUCCACAUGUUCAGGGAGAGUUGAGCUGCUUCAUGGAGGCUCAUGGGGAACACUCUGUGACUACUUGUGGAAUUUUCCAGCUGCCAAUGAUCUCUGCCAGCAUCUGGACUGUGGAGUUGCACUAUCAAUACCAGAUGGACAGUCCUAUGGAAGAGGAAAUGGGUCUUUCUGGAAUGGUACAUUCAGCUGUAAGAAGAACGGCUCAUACUCAAGAGACUGUUCUGUGAGCAUACUAGAUCAGAAUGAAUGCCCUGCUGGAAAUGUUGCUCGUGUGAUGUGCUCAGGGUGCCCAGGGGGCAGACUAGUGAAUGGCACCGCAUGCUCUGGCAGAGUGGAAAUCCGCCAUGGAGAUACAUGGGGAAGACUCUGCCGCUCCCACUGGAAUUUGCAGGCUGCUAACGUUCUUUGCUAUCAGCUCAACUGUGGCUAUGCAAAGUCAAUCCAGACAGGAGACAGUUUUGUGGAUGGGAAUGAACCUGUAUGGAGAGAUGCUUUUCACUGUGAAGGGACAGAGUCCUGCCUGUGGGAUUGUGCUCAAGUGACUUUGGGCAAUCCAACUUGUUCAGCCAAAGAAGUAGCCACUGUUGUUUGCUCAGGUCUUGCUGAAUCACUCAGACUCUCAGAUGGUCAGAGCCGCUGUGAUGGGCGUGUUGAAAUCUCCCUCGAUGGCACGUGGGGCAGAGUCCUAGAUGACGACUGGAACAUCAAAGAUGCUCAUGUGGUAUGCAGACAGCUCCAAUGUGGAAUAGCAAAGAGAGCCUAUUACCUUCCAAGAUCUGAACGAGGUAUCGGUCCUGUGGGCUUAAGAAGUGUCCAAUGUGAUGGAAAUGAGACUCAGCUAGUGCUCUGCAAGACCUCCCAUUCUCAGGCGCUGUCAGCAGGAAUUGCUGAAGAUGUUGGUGUGAUUUGCUCUGAGAGCCGGCAGAUCAGGCUGGUGAAUGGAACAAAACGCUGUGCUGGGAGAGUGGAGCUUUAUCAUGAUGGCAUCUGGGGCACUGUCUGUGAUGAUAACUGGGAUCUAUCAGAUGCAAAUGUUAUUUGCAGACAGCUGGGAUGUGGAUAUGCCAUCAAGGCAUUAGGCUCUGCUCACUAUGGAAAAGGCUCAGGACAAAUCUGGCUGGAUGAUGUGAACUGCACUGGGUCUGAAUCCAAUAUCUGGCAAUGUCCCUCUAGGGCAUGGGGUCAUCACAACUGCCAACACAAAGAGGAUGCUGGAGUCCUAUGCUCAGAGUUCCUGGCUCUAAGGCUGGUGAAUGGCAAUGGCUGUGCUGGAAGGCUAGAAGUUUUCUACAAUGGGACAUGGGGGAGCAUUUGCUCCAAUCGUAUGUCUCAACUCACAGCAGUAACUGUAUGCAAACACCUGAACUGUGGAGAUGUUGGGGAAAUUGAAAGAGAUUUCAAAUAUGGCAGAGGUUCUGGGCCCACAUGGCUGGAUCACAUUGAGUGCACUGAGCAACACAGCUCUCUCUGGCAAUGUCAGUCAGACCCUUGGAAUCCUCAGUCAUGUGAUAACCGAGCAGAAGAAACCCAUAUUUCUUGCAUUGGAAGAAAAGGAACAAUGACUCCAGCUACAUUUACUGAGUGUCCAAACUCUACAAGUUGCUCAGACAAGGAGAAGUUACGUGUUGUAGGAGGAGAGGAUGCGUGCUCAGGAAGAGUGGAGAUUUGGCAUCAGGGUUCCUGGGGAACAAUCUGUGAUGAUUCCUGGGAUGUGGCAGAUGCUAAUGUUGUAUGCAGGCAACUGGGUUGUGGUUCCGCUGUGUCUGCUCUGAGUGAAGCUGCCUUUGGGGAAGGGACAGGUCCCAUCUGGCUGGAGAAGGUCCACUGUAAAGGAACAGAACUGUCACUUUGGGACUGUCCUUCCAAGCCCUUGCUUGGCAAAAACUGUGAUCACAAGGAAGAUGCUGCCGUGGAUUGCUCAGGUGUGACAGAAACAACAGCAGCUUCCACUAGAGCAGCUUCACCCCGCCGCUCAGUGACAAACAACACGAGAGCUUCAGCACCUGUCAUCCUCUGCAUCAUCCUGGGGGCCCUCCUCUGCCUGGUUCUCGCCAUUCUCGCUGGACAGAUCCAAAGAGCCAGGGCACAGCACAGAGGUGUGCGAUCCUAUGACUCCUUCAAUGAGGUUGUCUAUGAGGAGAUUGACUACAAACUGCUGAAGGAACAGCAAGGGAUGUCUGGCCUCUCAGGUAUGUGUGUCUUGUUCUCAUCAAGAGAAACAAACUAAAGCUCAUUUCUUCUGGUGGCCUCAGUAUGAAACUGUGCAGCUCACACAUUUACCAGGAAACGAAACAGUUCCUACACUUGAGUUUCCUGUCCUGUGUAUUCUACUAAUUCUUCUCUAAGGGAUAAUUCAUUUUGUGCUGUUCCCAUUGCAGCCAGAGAACAUGGUUCAGCAUGCCAGCCUCCCAAACCCUUACUCCUCACCCCACCCACUCCCUCACAAAAAAAAAAGCUUUUGCUACAGGUGUGAUCUUCAACCUGUUUUUCACAUGAUGCAGUUGAGCAGCUUAGGAGAGUUUGCUCUGACAUCACACUUCCUCAUUUGCCUACUUUCUUAUUCAGAGGGUUCCACAAAUGAACGAUUCUAUGGUGGAGACUGUGACAAAGAAAGUAGUCCUGAAGCAAUUCAAGGCAAUGCAAGAUAGGGAUCCUACAAAGAAAGAGACUUCUAAUUUCCAAAGCAUUGUUGAAAACACCUUUUUCUUGCUGCGCUUCAUGUUGAAUAGUGAUGUUAGAAGAAAGCCAAAAAUUUUUGUUUAAUUUCUUUUGUGGAAGUGCGUCAUAAUCUUUACAUGAGAAGCUGAAAAUAAAAGAAAUCUUUGUUGGUGGUAUUUCACUCUUCACAGGAUUGAGCCACUAGAAACUAUAUCUGUAAUACCAAGCAAACUGUUGCUUAAUUUCUUUCAUGAUGGGAGGGAUUAAGACAGGAAAAAAAAAAACAAAAAAACCAAACAUAUUAUUGGAGUUGAAUAGGAAAUUUUUACCCCAGUGAUGAAAAAAUGCAAUCUGCCAGAUAUGCAGAGAAGCACUGUAUUUUCUUAGUGAUAAUCAAGACACUCACAUAAAUAUUGCCUUCUCUCAGAUAAAUCUAUUGCCAAAAGCACAACCAGUUUUGGUCUUCAGCAGCCCAUAUUUCUAAUUCUCUGCUGUAAUGUCUUUUAUUUUCUAUUGGUUUUAUUAUA